CGAGAUAACGACCACCUACACGGCUGCACGGAGAGCACGAUAAUCACGGCAAUCGUGAAUCGUUACUCGUUAGUCGUCAUUCGUUAGGUACUUUUGCGUUGUGCUGUAAUAAUUUUUUUCAUCUCCAAUAAAACACAAAUUACGCAUCAACCAGAUAGGUGAUAGCUCUGUAAAUAAAUCGUCCAUAUUGUCUUUUCGCUCCUUUCAUCGUUAUACCUACCUAUUAUGGACAUGGAAAACGUCAAACAGAUAUUUAGAGAUGCUGGCACCGCGAUCAGCAGAGCCGUACAAUUUACAGAAGAAAAAUUGGGUAAAGCAGAGAAAACAGAACAAGAUCCAAAUUUUGAACAACUCGUUACUUUUUGUGAUAACACUAAACAGAACACUGAAACUAUAUUGAAGAAUAUGGAAUUUAUUUUGAAUUCUAAUCCUGGUAUGAGAGUGGAAAAUCUUUUUUUCUUAGACAAGAAAAAAUCUGGACUCAGCAGCUCUGAAUAUUUGGGAAUUGCCAUGACAGAAGCUGGGAAUGACUUUGGUCCAGAUACUGCUUAUGGCAGUGCACUUAUAAAAGUUGGAAAUAUACAGCAAACAUUGGGACUCAACCAAAGAGAAUUUAUCAAAUCAGCCAACGAUUGUUUUGUGAAUCCUAUGAAUAAAUAUUUAGAGACUGACAUGAAGACUGUUGUCAAGGAACGUUCACUUUUGGAAAAAAGAAGACUUGACUUAGAUGCUUGCAAAACUCGAGUGCGCAAGACCAGAAUGCUUGCAACAACUAAAGUUAAGCAGGAUGACUCUGGUCCUACUAUGGAAGAGUUAAUAGAUAAGGCUGAACAUGAUCUCAAGGUAGCUCAAGAAGAGUAUGAUCGUCAGGCAGAAAUUACCAAGCUAUUGAUGGAAGGUGUUCCCAGUGCUCACCCUCAACAUUUACAGCACUUAUUAGACUUUGUCGAUACACAGGCAGCUUUUUAUUUAAAAUGUCAUGAGUCUUUGAUGAGUCUUCAAUCAGAUCUUUCUGGAUUUCCAUCUGACCAAGACAAUAUUGCAACAUUAUCGCCAGAUACUCCAGCUUUAGGGCGUAUACAGCAAGCAAAAGUUAUUACUAGUCAAGAACCACGAGAUGCCCAUGAUUUAAGAUUAAGUGCAGGAGAAAUCAUUAGUAUUGAUGUAAAUUCCGACAUCGGUUCAAACUAUUUUAUUGGUAAAAAAAUUCAAAAAGGCAAGGUUUAUAAAAGCAAUGUUAGACUUUUAAACCAAGGUUAAAUUGCUUCUGUAUCACUUCAUUUACAUUCCCUAUAGAAUAAUUUUUUAUUAUGUUUAAUUUUCUUUCUAUAUCUUUCCAAAUGUUUCAUCUACGUACUCUUUCUUAUUAAUUAAACUUUAAUUGUUUUACUUAAAACAGCACGAUCUGAUUCUAGCAUGUUAGGAACAUUAUUUUAUUAUUAAAUUAGUAUUUUACUAAUAUAGGCUUUUGAUUUGUUCAAU
Molecule: messenger RNA, 1482 nt
Organism: Melanaphis sacchari
Lineage: Eukaryota; Metazoa; Arthropoda; Insecta; Hemiptera; Aphididae
Gene: EndoB
Product: endophilin-B1
Exons: 9
Coding region: 226-1260 (344 amino acids)
Cellular component (GO): cytoplasm
Molecular function (GO): protein binding
Source: RefSeq, a predicted model, not a curated record